This is a messenger RNA of Morchella sextelata, 714 nucleotides long. RefSeq lists its product as uncharacterized. Lineage: Eukaryota; Fungi; Ascomycota; Pezizomycetes; Pezizales; Morchellaceae. Gene Ontology annotation, molecular function: RNA-DNA hybrid ribonuclease activity; nucleic acid binding. The transcript has a single exon. The record is from RefSeq and is a predicted model, not a curated record. Bases 1 to 714 code for a protein of 237 amino acids.
AUGCUCGGUUUUGGAGACCACGUCAAAGUCUCUCCAGUAGAUAUAGUAAACUACAAUAACCGGUUCACAUUAGCCCACCCAACCUGGAUCGAUGACCGCUGGAAUAGAUUUGAGGAUCCAGCAACGGUCCUCAUCCAUGCAUCUGGCUCCUUCUCGAUGUCCUCGUCCUCAGCUUCCUCCGCAAUUUGUUCUUCUUCCCAAGAAACACACGCGUACAGCACCAUCCACACCCGAACGAACUCAUCCUGGGGAAUUUACCAUGGGCCAGGCUCAACCCAUAACCGGUCUGGUACAAUCCCAACUUUCCUGCCCCAGUCAAAGCCGCACGCAGACCUCUAUGCAGCUGGGAUGGCGCUGGAGCACUUUAGGAACUUUAUAUUGCCGUGCAUGCCACCGCCGGAGAUGAUGUGGAGGAAUGCUAUAAUCGUAACAGAUUCCGCAUAUCUUCUCAGUUGCUUGACACAGAACAUCGAAGCCUGGAGAUUGAAUGGCUAUAAAAAUGCCAAGAAGAAGGUGGUUUCAAAUGCCCAAACUAUACGGUGGCUUGAGGAUUUGGUUGAGAAUUUAGAAAAGAAUUGUGUUAGCGUGGUUUUUUGGAAAGUUGAGAAGAAAGAAAAUCCUGAUGCUGUAAGCAUGGGGAAAAGGGCCUUGGAAAGGCAAGAGUUCUGGAAUGUCGAAAACCAGGUACCUCUAAAUGCUCUGAUACCGGUAUGA